UGCCCUGUUGUUCUACAACCUCCCAUUUAUAGAGACUAUGAGCAUGUAUUGUGGCGCCCUCGAAAAGCUGGAAAAGUCUUGUUAAGUUCUGUGGUCGCCGUCGGCGUAACAGUUGGAAAUUCCCAUAAGAUCCAAUGUUAAAAUCGACGACAGCGCUGCGAUCCUCUCCCGCCACAUGCUCACAUAUGAAUAGUCUAGUAUAGACUCCAUGCUACUACUCCUACACCUAACAAUUCACAUGCUGCACGCGCUACUUCUUGAGGUUAUGUCUCACCAAUAACGCUACGGUAAGGUCUUUUCCAAUCGUGCUCUGACCAUGGCGAAGAAGUCCUCGUCAGACAAAUCGGCGCAGUCCGAGGAAACUGGCAAAGCUAACAACGAUGAAGCUACCAACGGUACCGAGGAACCGCCAAGUUUUAGUGACAGUGAAGACUUCGUCGACGAUGUCGACGACGAAGAGCUCUUGGGAGAUAUUCUCGCAACAAAACCCUCGGAAACCGAUGGAGUUGAGUCUGUCAUCGUUAUCGAUGGCGUCCCAAAGGUUGAACCCAAGCGACUUGAGAAAUUGCAAUCUGUCAUAGAGAAGAUCUUUGGAAAAUUUGGGCAGAUUGUUAACAAAUUCUAUCCCCAGGACGAGUCCGAGAUGACUAAGGGCUAUGUCUUCUUCGAGUAUAGCAGUCCUCAAGGUGCUCUCAAUGCAAUAAAAAAUGCCAACAACUACAAAAUCGACAAGGUUCAUACUUUCAAAGUCAAUCUCUUUACUGACUUCAAGAAAUAUGCAAGUAUUCCAGAAGAAUGGGAGCCGCCCAAGCCUCAACCAUUCAAGGCUGCUUCGGAUUUGCACAGUUAUUUAUUAGAUCCAGAUGCAUAUGAUCAGUUCUGUAUCGUUACUGGUAACCCUGGUUCUACUACUGUACAAGUCUGGCAGAAUGCUGCACCGGAACCUGUGAAUCUGGAAGACCGUCUUCGUUGGACAGACACCUAUGUCAAAUGGUCACCAUUGGGUACUUACUUGGCCACUUUCCACAAAUUGGGAGUGGCUUUAUGGGGUGGUCCGACUUUUACACAACAGGUCAAAUUCAUUCAGCGUGGUGUUGAGUGUAUUGAUUUUUCACCCUGUGAAAAAUACCUUGUCACCUAUGCUCCCCGUGCUGAAGGUACAGACAAGAGACUUAUUAUGUGGGAUAUUCUCUCUGGACAAGAGAAAAGAUCUUUCUAUCCAGAAGGACCUAACAUUUGGCCAAUCUUCAGAUGGUCACACAACGAUCAAUAUGUGGCUUACAUGGGUGAUGACGUUCUAAGUGUUUAUGAAACUCCAUCCUUUGGCUUGCUGGACAAGAAAUCUAUUAAAAUCAAAGGUAUCAGAGAUUUUAGCUGGUCUCCAACGGAUAAUGUCAUUGCUUUCUGGGUACCUGAAGAUAAAGAUGUACCUGCUCGAGUAACACUGAUGGAAAUACCUAGCCGUAACGAAGUUCGUAAAAAUAAUCUCUUCAAUGUGGCCGACUGUAAGAUUUACUGGCAGAAGUCUGGCGACUAUCUUUGCGUGAAAGUCGAUCGUUUCGCCAAGAAAAAAGAGAAAACUGAGCAGAAAUAUACCGAGAGUUGUAAAUUUCAAACGUUGCAACACUUUCAGGGAAUGUCUUACAACUUUGAAAUCUUCCAUAUGCGUGAGAAGUUAAUUCCCGUCGAUAGUGUUGAAAUUAAAGAACCAAUACAUGCUUUCGCGUGGGAACCAAUUGGUAAUAAAUUUGCCAUUAUUCAUGGCGAAGUGCCGACUGUUAGCGUUAGCUUUUAUGAAGUACGCUGUGGUCAUGGACCGGUACUUCUUAAAAAAUUGGAAAAGAGAGCGUGCAAUCACUUAUUUUGGUCUCCGUCGGGUCAGUUCAUCGUGAUGGCUGGUCUUACCACCAUGUCUGGUGCUUUAGAGUUCAUUGAUACUAAUGACUUCACCAGUAUGAACUUGACAGAUCACUACCAAACUUCUGACGUCGAAUGGGAUCCAACUGGCCGUUAUGUGGUAACAUCAGUGUCAAGCUGGAAGACAAGCGUUGACAAUGGUUACUGGAUGUGGACGUUCCAAGGUAGAAUCUUGAAGCGAGUUAAUCUUAAUCAAUUCAAUCAGUUCCUCUGGCGUCCAAGACCACCAACUCUGCUUACUACAGAGCAGAUCAAGGACAUCAAGAAGAACUUGAAGAAAUACUAUGCUCAAUUUGAGAGCAAAGAUCGUAUGCGACUAACACGUGCUUCCAAGGAACUGAUUGAGAAAAGACAUAGUUUGAUGAAGGAAUUCGACGCCUAUCGUAGCGAACGCUCAGAACAAUGGAACAAGCAGAAGAAACGUCGUCUAGAAUUGCGUAAAAACAUUGAUACUGAUGAAUUAGACUCUGACACUAAGAAUAUGGAUGAGGAAGUAGUAGAAUUUUUUGUCAAGGAGGAAACUCAUAUUAUUGAUGACAAGUAAACGCACACAGAAACAUCGCUAUUCUAUAAAACCGUCUCUGUCGCAUUCACUUCUGGAAACAGAAUCCACGAAAGUGCUGAGCUAUCUUUUAUCGAAUCAUUCCUGUCGUCUAAAUGACAGGAGUGCAAAUUAUGACAAAUCCAAAUUUUUUAUCAUCAACGAUGAAAUCGAUUGCGUUGUUGCUAGUUUCAUACAACUACCAUCAUAUCGGUUUCUAUCAUAUUCCUUACAGGAUAGCACGGACAUACUAUUUAUAACUCUUAUUUCAUGCUAUUUCAGACUCGGUGACCUAGUACUUUUAAUUAAUUUAUGUGUUCGCUUCGUGUUAUGAAGUUAUUGUACAGAUUACUCGACUGAAAUGCACUGCCAAUGUAUUUUUGGCUUUAAGAAAUUUUAUAAUUAUAAAGCAUGAUUCGUGCUUUUUGUAAUUUUUCAGGUAUACAAAACCGUUUUUCUAUUCGAUUGUUUUUGUCAGCGAAGGGAAUAACUGUAAAAACUAGACUUUUGAACCAGAAUUUUUCUGCUUUAUUGAACGUGAAAUUAGCAUUUUCAGUGUUGACAUAAUUGUUCCAUUAAAU
Molecule: messenger RNA, 3039 nt
Organism: Phymastichus coffea
Lineage: Eukaryota; Metazoa; Arthropoda; Insecta; Hymenoptera; Eulophidae
Gene: eIF3b
Product: eukaryotic translation initiation factor 3 subunit B
Exons: 11
Coding region: 317-2461 (714 amino acids)
Biological process (GO): translational initiation
Cellular component (GO): eukaryotic translation initiation factor 3 complex
Molecular function (GO): translation initiation factor activity; RNA binding; translation initiation factor binding
Source: RefSeq, a predicted model, not a curated record